Scylla paramamosain (green mud crab) is the source of this 2803-nucleotide messenger RNA. RefSeq names its product cytochrome b-c1 complex subunit 2, mitochondrial-like. Lineage: Eukaryota; Metazoa; Arthropoda; Malacostraca; Decapoda; Portunidae. Bases 117 to 746 code for a protein of 209 amino acids. The transcript has 5 exons. Gene Ontology annotation, cellular component: mitochondrion. The record is from RefSeq and is a predicted model, not a curated record. Gene Ontology annotation, molecular function: metal ion binding.
AAAAGUGGUAAUCGAACGCAUUCUCUCCUUCUGUUGUCUGCCAAACCGGAGGCUUGUGGGUCUUGUAGCAGCUCAGCUGGUGAGGCAACACCACACACAGCACAGAAGUAGGCCAAAUGGCAUCCAAACUCACUAAACCUGGGCUCCUGAAGAAUGUAGUGAAGCGGAGCUAUGGGGCACAGGCAGCUGCCCAACAAACCAACUACACCCUGCCACAGCACCAGCCCCAGGUGACUUCCUUGCCCUCCGGAGUGGUUGUUGCAUCACAGGAGAACAACAGCCCUGUUUCUAGGGUAGCUGUGCUCUUUAAGGCUGGCUCACGCUAUGAGGCCCCAAGCCAGGUGGGAGCUUCCCACAUGCUGCGGACAUGUGUAGGUCUCGGCACCAACAACACCACUGCUUUCUCCAUCACUCGCUCACUGCAGCAACUCGGAGGUUCCCUUGAAGCUGAAGGAGGCAGGGAGCACAUCCUCUAUGGCCUGGAGGUGAUCCGGGAUAACCUGGAUGGUGGCCUGGAACUGCUUGGUGAAGUGUCCACCCAGCCUGCCUUCAAGGCUUGGGAGGUGAAGGAAAACCUCAGACGUGUCAAGACUGAACUGGCUUUGAGGGAACCCUCCACCCUGGCACUAGAGAUGCUGCACAAGGCUGCCUUCCGCAACACUGGCUUGGCAAACUCCCUCUUUAUGUCUGAUUUCAAAAUUGGCAAGCUUUCUCCUGAUACGGGGAUGGAAGAUGGCGAACGGUGAUACGUCGUUGCUCCUCAGUGUCAGAGACAGGUGUGACCAACAUGUGCAACUGGGGGCUGGAUGCUAACAGUGUGUACUGGGAGGAAUGCUACUGCACCUCUGAUGGCUGCAAUGGCUCUUCCUCCAUCGCCUCCAGUGGCACAGUGGUGGUGGUGCUGCUGUUCAUCUCAUUUGGGUACCUUGGGCGUCACUGACAUACCUGAUAACCACCCCAUGUACAAACUUCAGAUUCUGCUGCAGCUCAGUGUCCUUUUCUAUUAUAUCGUUGAAUAGGGUUGUCUUAGUGUAGCUCCCUAUUUUAUUGUUAUUGUUUUCCUGAUACUUAUUGUAGGUAGAGUUGAAAUACCAAAUAAUAACUUAAAAUUUUAUUUUUAUCAUAUGAAUCUUAUAAUUCAUCAGAAUAAUAUUUUUUCACAUCAAGCAAGGUGAUAGGAUCAGGUAUCAAAAUGUAUCCAACUAAACAACAGGUGUGCAAGUAAUAAUCUUCAUCUCAGAGUGGAGUUUUUAAGAAAACUUCCUUUCUUCUCAAAGUUGUAUUUGUAACAUUUUUUACCUAGUGAUGAAACAACUGCUGCAGAAAGUGUCCAUAAUACUUCUGUUUGAGUAUUAUUGUCAAAAGUGCAGGUGGUGUAAUUCAGCCAGAAGUGGAGACUGAAUAUGAGCAUCUCGUCUCCAUGGCUGCACAGCCACAAUUUACUUUUGUCUUGCAAGUAGUUGUGGCUAUGGCUAGAUCUGAUACAUGUGUAUCAUGUAUGUAUGUAUAUAUGUGAGAACAUUGUAUUACAUCACAAACAAGUUAUGCUCCCUUUGCAUGUUUGUGGUCUGUACCGCAUACUGUGUUGGCAAAGACUAAUUAGUGCAUUAUUAAAUAUUUUUGCCAUAAAAUGUGCAGUCAUUUUAGUACUAGGACUGAUAUUUAGGAAUGAGCAGUUAAAGUGUGUGUUCAGGAUUCUUUGAUAUAUUUUCUUUAUGCAUUUCAAGCAACAUCUCAACUGAAACUAUCCAUAAUGAAUGAUUACCAUUGGUAGUACAAGUACCAAUAGUACUUUUGGGAAAAAAUUGUCUGUGAAGCAAGACAUUGCAUAGUUUAUGAAUUUCCACAAGACUGAAUGCUACUUACUCCAUUCUCUUUUCCUAAGGAAAUUUGUUCCUGGGCACUGGCCACAACUCAUUAAAUGCUUACAAGUUAAACUUUCUUGCAUUCUUUAGGUGAUUCAUGUCAUAUUUCAUCUGCUUUCUGUAUAAACUGAUAUGUGGUCAGUAGAGCACAAUAAUAUCAACUUUGGCUUGAUUUAGUAGCAUUACUUGUGUACAUGUUUUUGGUUUUGUAAUAUUUAUUUUCAAAUAACUAGGAGAUUAACUUAUGGAUUACUUAGGAUAGUUUUAAGUAAUAUAUCCUGAUACUAACAUAUAUAAUUUUUUUAUAUUUAACAAAACAAAAUUCUCAGAAAUUUUGAUUAAGCUGUAAAAGUUGAACAGGAAUGUCUGCAUUGUACUUGCUUUAUAUACAAGACAUUCAAAAUUUAGAAUUGUCUGUCAUAUUUUCAUGUUUUAAUGGUAGUGGUGACUGACAUGCAUGUCAUCAUAUGAGAAAAUGCAUCCACCUGUGAGUGGUGGAUGCAGAUGCCAUGAUGAAUCUUGUUGAUGAUCCAGAAUAUUCAUACAUAUUGUCCACAUGCCAGUCUGGUCAGUUGAGGAAGCAAACAAACAAUUGAUUCUGUCAUUAAUGUAGCCUCGAGAUGUUAUUCUUUGAGUAUUGAUACAGUAUUACAAUUUUUCUGUGGUUGAAUAUUGUCAGAAUACGAAUGCAUCUUUAUCAAACGUGGCUUAUGUGUGCUCUUAGUAUUAUCGUGUUAUAACAGGCCGUCCAUGUAGUGUUAAGAAAAGUCUUCUCCCAAAUGCCAGAAGGGAAGAACAUUGAUACAAUGUAACAAACCCGUCCAAUGAAUCUCAAUUUUUACAGAGUGAUAGAUUAGAACUCGACCGUCCAAGGAAUCCUUCCAAUUUAGCUGUAGUUACGUAGUUGUGUAAAUAAUUUUUAAUAAAUAAUAGUCAGA